Phycomyces blakesleeanus NRRL 1555(-) is the source of this 519-nucleotide messenger RNA. RefSeq lists its product as hypothetical. Bases 1 to 519 code for a protein of 172 amino acids. The record is from RefSeq and is a predicted model, not a curated record. Lineage: Eukaryota; Fungi; Mucoromycota; Mucoromycetes; Mucorales; Phycomycetaceae. Gene Ontology annotation, biological process: DNA repair; DNA damage checkpoint signaling. The transcript has 3 exons. Gene Ontology annotation, cellular component: checkpoint clamp complex.
AUGAGAAAACAGGAUGCCACUUGUCAUGUUGUAGAAGAAGGGCUCAUGUUCUCAGCCGGAGAUAACUCUCGUGUUGUGGCAGUAGCUUAUGUGAAAAAGAAUAUGUUUGAGAACUACAGAAGAUCCAAUACUGUUUUCGUACCGUUUGCAAUCGAUCUCGCAGCACUAGUCAAUUGCCUGAGUAUUGUCAGUUUAGCCACAGGCGUAUUAUCAGACACUUGUAGCCUGUUUUAUGAUGGAAAUGGAGGUCCAUUUGAAAUUAUGCGAGAGGAUAUAAAUGCACACGUUGUUACAAAGUGCAAGGUCAAUACAUACGAUAUCGAUGGAAACAAUGCGACCAUUGAAAUGAGAGAUGACUUUAUGGAAUCAUUUCAAGUCAUUAUGAAGGCUUCUGCUCUUGUUAAUGUGUUUUAUGAGAUUGACAGUACCUGCGAGCGUGUUACAAUGUCAUUUUCUCCUGUUGACAACUCCUUUAGGCUGACCGGAAAAGGAACCAAAGGUUCUUGGGAGGUGCGUUGA